Molecule: messenger RNA, 2558 nt
Organism: Misgurnus anguillicaudatus (oriental weatherfish)
Lineage: Eukaryota; Metazoa; Chordata; Actinopteri; Cypriniformes; Cobitidae
Gene: coq10a
Product: coenzyme Q10A
Biological process (GO): cellular respiration
Cellular component (GO): mitochondrion
Molecular function (GO): ubiquinone binding
Source: RefSeq, a predicted model, not a curated record
CGUAACGCCGGAUGAAGUCCCACAUAGACACACACCGGCAUUAUCUCACCGGUUUAACCUCGAUCGGUUUGGAAGGAAUCGUUAGAGAAACGACUGUUAUUGUAUUAAACGAUCGUGUAUAAUUUGGAAGUUGUUGUAAUUGUUAGCAUUUAUACACAGCUGGGACUUUCUCAUUGAAAAAUCAGCUGUGUUAUUUCUCGUAGUGUACAUGACCGUCCGUGUCUGUUUGUUUUUUUAUUGUGAUCAUUCGAGUUUUAUUUAACGUUACGCGGUUUGGUUUUACAUAUCGAUAUAUUCAUUGAUGGCAGUGUCAGGGGGUGCCCGAUGUUUCCCGAUGGGUGUGCGGACAUUCAGCGAGUUUCUGGAGAUAGCGACCGUCGGUCCGUGUCGCUCCGGCAGCCCAUAUAAGCACCGAGAGAGAAUACAGCAGUGGUCCAUCCGACAUUUGUCUUCCUGCGGGAUUUUAAUGACCCGUCCCCCUCGAGCUCUUUGUCUCUCUGACGUGGAUCAUCUGACCCCCACUCAUCACAGAAGAUCUUUCAUCAGCCUCACCAAUAAGAGAAAAGAGUAUUCAGAGAGAAGAAUACUAGGGUAUUCAAUGCAAGAGAUGUAUGAAGUGGUAGCCAAUGUGGACGAGUACAAAAACUUUGUACCCUGGUGCAGAAAGUCCCAGAUCAUCAUGAGUAGGGCCGGUCAUUCCAAAGCGCAUAUGGAAGUGGGCUUCUCACCCGUUGUUGAACGAUACACGUCUAUGAUAAGCCACGUUCGUCCACAUCUUGUUAAAGCUGUAUGUUCUGAUGGAAAGCUCUUCAAUCAUUUGGAGACGAUAUGGCGCUUCAGUCCUGGUCUUCCUGGUUAUCCGCGCACAUGCACGGUAGACUUUUCUGUCUCGUUCGAGUUUCGCUCUCUGAUACACUCGCAGUUAGCGACCGUGUUUUUCGAUGAGGUGGUGAAGCAGAUGGUGGCCGCGUUCGAGCGAAGAGCGUGCAAACUGUACGGGCCCGAGACGAGAAUACCAAGAGAGCUCAUGUUUCACGAGAUCCAUCAGACGUGAGGUUUACCAUCACACCUGGACUCACUCAUAAUAACUAUAUUACAGCCAACUCUGUAGACGGUUAUCAUCAAUAACACACCUGACCGGUUUAAUAGUGUGGAUCAUAUUGGGAUGGGACAGUCUGUUUUUAUUUUUAGGCAAUAUUUCAACUAAUUUGCAGCCUUGCAUACAUAAAAAGGAGAGACUUGACACAUUUGCCUCUGUUAUCAAAUGUUUAUAGAUUAUUUCUUGUCUUAUUGUAUCAUAUUUCUGUAAAUAUAUGAUAAUUUCUAUACAGAAAUAAUAUAUAGUGUUUCAUUAUAGUUACAUACAACUUAUUCUGUUCACUUCUCGGUUCAUCGGGCCCAAAUUUUGAAGUUAUCACAGGAAAUACAGGGAUGCAUCUAUAAUGGAUGUCUAUGGGUCAACGCAUUUUAUGCUUGCCCUAUUGAUCUUCAUUGUAUGUGCAGCUGUUGGUGCUUUUUUUGUAUGUUUUCAAAAGGAUGCACGUCAAAAUAUUUUUUUGCACAGAUGUUGUCAGGCGUAACCUGUAUUAAACCAAAAUAUUCUUAUGAAAAAACUGUACACAACAAAACUGUUAUGGGAACUCACUUUUUUUUUUGGUUUUCAUCCAAAUGCUCAAAGUCACCUGCCUGACUUUUACACUGCACUGAAUUUAUAACAUUCAACUUAUUUUCAACCCGGCAUUGGGUCAAAAAAGGACCAACCCAGCCUGGGUUGUUUUAACAUUUUCUAGGUUAAUUUAACCCAACUGCUGGGUUUGUCCCUUUUUUACCCAAUGCAGGGAUUAAAACAUGACAGCAUUUAGCCGAGGGAAGAUAACUGUAAUUGAGCAGAUAUAAAAAGCUGUUAUCCAAUAUUUCAAACUUUGGACCCACCACCAUAUUUAGUGCAUAAAUAGUUAAUUCUAAUAAAAGUAAAUAUAGAAAUAUACUUUGCAUGCUUCCUUGGUUCAUGCAAACUCAGGGCUUUAGAGAAAUUUAUAUUCAGUUUAAUAAAUCAGCCUGCCGUUUACUUUAGCGAUCACAGAUUGUGCCUGUUCACUUUGAAAGAGCAAUGAAAGUGCCAUUUCGGUUGCAUGUAUGUUUUGUUAAACACUACUGUAUUCAUGUCAUCUGAUUUUUCAAAAAGGCACAAGUUAUAGUUUCAUCUUGAAUGUUUAUUUUAUGAAAUUAUGUUUUUAUCUAUACUUUUCAAUGCCAUUUAUGCAUUGCAUGACAUUUAGUUGAACACAGUAAUUGUUAAAAUGUUGAUUAUUUAUUUGUCUAGAGGUCUGCAAUGAUUGUGCACCACAAGAAGAGAUUUUCAUGUACAUUUGCCUGUUAAAUGUGAAUGAGAACCAGAAAUAUGCUUGAGAUGAGCACAAUUAUAGGGUUAAAUCUCUUUAAAACAAAUGUUUUGUGUGAAGCUUUAUUUCUCUGUCAGCAGGCCUGUGGUCAGUGGUGAAUUACAUUGGAGAAGCUUUUAUUUUCAUUUGAAUAUCUAUAAAUGUUUAUCAAAUGAA